ACAGAUGAGCGCCCGCGAGGACACGGUCGGAGGACCCCGUAUCGUGGUUGUUCAUGAGCCCGAUGACGCCAGUGACAGCUCCGUGUACGAGGGCACCUCUGAGGAAGAGGACACAGCUGGAGUCUGGCAGGAGAGCAAGAGUUCGGACCUGCCCUCUGAGUACUGGCACAUACAGAAGCUCGUUAAGUAUAUGAAGGCUGGGAACCAGACUGCCACGAUAGUUGCCCUGGCUUGUCUCAAAGAUCAUGACCUCACCACGGAGAUCAACCAGAUGGCCAUCAGAGACAUCGGAGGUCUCGAAGUUCUCAUCAAUCUUUUGGAAACAGACGACUUCAAAUGUAAGAUGGGUGCUUUGUCGGUGCUCAGUGAAAUCUCCAGUAAUCUUGACAUUCGCAAACAUAUCACAGAUUUGGGAGCGGUGCCACUUCUAGUCAAUCUCCUCAGUGAUCCUGCAAGGGAUCUACAAGGGCUUGCGGCUUUUACAAUAUCAAAUGUUGCCAAGAUACGAAAAGCGAGAAAGAUUGUGCGAAAGUGCUCUGGACUUCCUAAACUUGUAGACUUGUUGGACGUGAAGCCUUCACUGUUGCUGACACCAAUAUCCCAGUUGGAGCAGGAUGAUCGGAAGCGGAUAGAUGUCGUUCACGGGAGUGCAAAGGCUAUCUGGAGUCUGUCGCAGUCCAACAAGAACAAGGAGGCUAUGAGGCGUACCGGCUGUAUCAAGUUGUUAGCCCGUCUGCUGCAGUCUGUCCAUGAGGAGAUCGUGGUCUUCACCGUUGGCACGAUCCAGCAAUGUGCCUCUCAGAGUAAGUACCAGUUGGCCAUCCAGGCAGAAGGGAUGAUCGGAGACAUGGUGAGGUACCUGUCCAGCCCUAACAUCGAGCUCAAGAAACACUGCGCGUCUGCCAUAUUUAAGUGCGCGGAAGACAGCGUGACGCGUGACAUGGUGCGUCAACACGGAGGUUUGGACCCCUUGGUUGCCAUCAUCAAGGACGAAGACGUGCAUCUCAACAAGCCACUACUGGCCGCUGCCACCGGGGCCAUCUGGAAGUGCGCCAUCAGCAUCGAGAACGUGAGAAGACUCGAUGAUCUCAACACCGUCAACAUUCUGGUGGGCCUGCUCUCUGAUGAGGAUGAGGAGGUGUUGACCAACAUAGUUGGUGCUCUGGCACAGUGCGCUAAACUGGGGCAUAAUAGAGAAGCCAUACGCCUGGCAGGUGGAAUCCAACCGCUUGUUAUGCUUCUCAACUUGGCCAAUCAGGCGCUGCUAGAAAAUGUUGCAAAGUGUCUGGGAGAAUGCGCCCACCAGGCUGACUGUUUGUCUGAGAUGGAAAAGAUGGACGCUAUCCGACUGUUCUGGUCACUUUUGAAAAACCCUUCGCCCAAGGUCCAAGCUAAUGCUGCCUGGGCCCUAGUCCCCUGUAUAGAGCAUGCUAAGGAUUCUGGAGAGAUUGUACGGAGUUUUGUGGGAGGGCUGGAAUUGAUCGUGAACCUCUUGCAGUCGGAAGACGUGCGAGUGUUAGCCUGUGUUUGUGCUGCUCUCGCUAAUGUCGCCAAAGACCGUGAGAACCUUGCAGUCAUCACGGACCAUGGUGUGGUGCCAAUGUUGGCCAGGCUGGUCCUCACUGAAGAUGAUACACUUAGAGAACAUCUGGCCUCAGCAAUAGCGAACUGCUGUAGUUGGAGCAACAACUGUUAUGAGUUCGGCCGCCUGGGAGCCGUCACUCCACUGGUCGGGUACAUGAUGUCCAAGGAACGCAGGGUCCACCGAACAACUGCCCUGGCGCUGUGCCAGCUCAGCCAGGACCCCUUCAACUGUGUCACCCUACACCAGAGUGGGGUAGUGCCGUACUUGCUGAAGACUAUUGGCUCCCCAGACGAAGUGCUACAAGAAGCUUCAGCGGGGUGUCUGAGCAACAUAAGGAAGUUAGCUUUGGCCUCAGACAGAGCGAAAUAUUGAUAUUACUUACUUUCUCAUCUGUUUCUUGUUUCUGUUCAAAUAAGAAUUUAUUUUAUGAUAGCAAA
Molecule: messenger RNA, 2022 nt
Organism: Homalodisca vitripennis (glassy-winged sharpshooter)
Lineage: Eukaryota; Metazoa; Arthropoda; Insecta; Hemiptera; Cicadellidae
Product: armadillo repeat-containing protein gudu-like
Molecular function (GO): protein binding
Source: RefSeq, a predicted model, not a curated record